AUGGCCAGCCUUAUGCCUCUUGCUCCUCCUCCCAAAAGCCCCCUAGGCCGCUAUCGGCUGCUUUCACCCACAGCUUCAAUCCGAGUCAGCCCUCUCUGCCUGGGUGGGAUGAGCUUUGGUGAUGUCUGGAAGGAACACAUGGGGUCCUGCGAUAAGGAGACGACAGAGGGCAUCCUGGACUAUUUCUAUAGCCAGGGUGGCAACUUUGUUGACACUUCCAACAACUACCAGUUCCAGGAGUCUGAGAAAUGGAUUGGAGAGUGGAUGAAGAAACGCGGUGUACGCGACCAGAUGGUCAUUACCACUAAGUACACUACAAACUUCCACGCAGGCAAGGGCGAUGAGAUGAUCCUUCCGAACUUCCAGGGCAAUGGCACGAAGAGCCUACACCUGUCGGUCAAGAACAGCUUGGAAAAUCUGCAGACCGACUACAUUGACCUGCUCUAUGUGCACUGGUGGGACUUCUCCGUAUCCAUCCCUGAGCUAAUGCAGUCACUCAAUCAUCUUGUUGUGUCCGGAAAGGUGCUCGCCCUCGGAAUUAGCGACACCCCAGCCUGGGUUGUCAGUAAAGCCAACGAGUAUGCUCGAAACCACGGUCUUCGCCAGUUUAGUGUGUACCAGGGAAGAUGGAACGCCUCAAUUCGCGACCUAGAGCGCGAAAUAAUCCCGAUGUGUCGUGAGGAGGGAAUGGGCAUCGUCCCUUGGGGCGUGCUGGGUGGAGGCGCCUUCAAGACUGAGGAGCAGCGUCAGAAAGCAACCAGCGGGGGCCGGAAAGUCGAGCCGACCGAGAACGACAUCAAGGUCAGCCGCGCGCUUGAAUCUGUUGCUAUACGUAAAAACACCAUUAUCACCAACGUUGCGCAGGCGUACGUUUCGAGCAAGACAACAUAUGUGUUCCCGCUGGUUGGCUGCCGAACCGUCCAGCACCUAAAGGAUAACAUCGACGCCCUUUCCGUGCGUCUCAACGAUGAGGAUAUCAAGGAGAUUGAUGGGGCGGCGCCUUUUGACCUCGGAUUUCCUGGAAACUUCUUGGCUCCCACAUAUCAUCUUACUGGGGAUGUCAAGCCGGUUUUUGCCCUUGCUAUGGGUGGUACAAUGGAUUACGUUGCUGACCCAAAAUCCUUCUCCCGAGAAUAG
Clonostachys rhizophaga is the source of this 1137-nucleotide messenger RNA. The record is from the annotation of a GenBank genome assembly. NCBI's taxonomy places the organism in Eukaryota, Fungi, Ascomycota, Sordariomycetes, Hypocreales, Bionectriaceae.